Hypoxylon fragiforme is the source of this 1181-nucleotide messenger RNA. Its product is annotated as ARP23 complex 20 kDa subunit. The transcript has 4 exons. Lineage: Eukaryota; Fungi; Ascomycota; Sordariomycetes; Xylariales; Hypoxylaceae. Gene Ontology annotation, cellular component: Arp2/3 protein complex; actin cytoskeleton. Bases 205 to 714 code for a protein of 169 amino acids. The record is from RefSeq and is a predicted model, not a curated record. Gene Ontology annotation, molecular function: actin filament binding. Gene Ontology annotation, biological process: Arp2/3 complex-mediated actin nucleation; actin filament polymerization.
UUCAACUCUAAGGAGCACCUACCUAUCUACUAGUAGUACAUAGUUAAUAACUAGCAGGUGCAUACCAUCAUCAGGCUGCGUCCGUGUGCUACAGAUUACGGUUUGCCGACUGCUUCUUCCUCACCUCCCCUCCAAACACAUACACACGCACACACGCCCAUUGAAGCAAGACAAUCCUCAAGGGACGGGACUGCUCUACGCACCAUGUCUCAAUCACUCCGCCCUUACCUUCAAUGCGUGCGAAGCACUCUGACUGCCGCUCUUUGCCUCUCCAACUUCGCCUCCCAGACUUCUGAGCGCCAUAAUGUCCCCGAAAUCGAAGCCCAAACAUCCCCCGAGGUUCUACUCAACCCCCUGGUAAUCGCCCGAAACGAAAACGAGAAGGUCUUGAUCGAGCCCAGCAUCAACAGCGUACGAAUCAGUAUCAAGAUUAAGCAGGCCGACGAGAUUGAGAACAUCCUCGUCCACAAGUUCACCCGUUUCCUUACCCAGCGAGCAGAAGCCUUCUUUAUCCUCAGGAGGAAGCCGAUCAAGGGCUACGAUAUCUCCUUCUUAAUAACAAACUUCCACACCGAGGAGAUGUUGAAGCACAAGUUGGUGGACUUCAUUAUUCAAUUCAUGGAAGAGGUCGACAAGGAAAUCUCAGAGAUGAAGCUAUUCUUGAACGCACGAGCAAGAUUCGUAGCCGAGUCUUUCUUAACACCCUUUGACUAAGUGAAAUUUACAUACGGGAUAGAAUGUUGGGGUUCCUCCUAGUUGAUGAAGAGAAGAUGAAGGCAUGAACUAUGAAUCUGCUGUUCAUAGAAAUGCAUGAAUUAACAUACCCAAAACAUCCGCCGGCGAGACCGCACAGACAAGUAGUGCACCCUGGUGAUACGCUUUACUUAGACACAUAAAAUGAUAGCAAUCAAUGGAUUUUAGGUUAGGAUUUUAUUUGAUUUGCUUAACCAAUCUAUGCUCUUUCUACGGGGAGAGGGAUCGUUUAAGAUUGGUUGAUCUCAGCAGUGUUGCCAUUAACAGAUUCGGAUGCUACCUUCCUUUCUUCCUUAUGAACCUUACUUUAGACAUUUGUAUCCUACCGCAAUUUCACCUGGAAAUGUCUUUGUUCCACUAGAGUUAUAGUAAUCUCGUUAGUUCAUCACGAUCUCAUACGGGUUGAGUAGUGCUCCCGCAUGUUCCAU